AUGGAUGCACGGCGGCGGGGGGGGUUGAAAUUCCCAGAGAUCGACGUCUUUGGUGACGUUUAUGUUCGACCUGGGAAUGAGUUGGCCGAGUCCCUUCAUACGACGAUGGUGGAGAGGAGCCAGUUGGUUCUUCAGGAGUCUGCCUCCCAACUUUCUCCCGAGACUCCGAUCGAGUCUGUGGAUCCUUCACAGGAUGCUGGAUUUCAGAUCUUGACGGAGACGUUGGAUCAGACUCUCGGGAGGAGGCCGGGAACUUAUUGUAGAGGGAUGGGGAAUGCCCGACAGAGGGAACCUCGACCCCGGUCGUCAUCGCAGGCAAACAGUUCGGUGACUGUUUUGACAUCGCGAGUUGCCGAGCUUGAGGGUCAAAUGUCGGUGAUUCUGCAGUCCCUCGCGCGGUCAGGCAUUCUAAUCCCAAAUUUUGGUGCGUUGACAUCCGAGACUGUCUACCCCAAGCAUCCCCAGCAGACCACGGCCCCUGUAGACCCCCUGAUCCUCGAGUCGCUUAUGCCUGACGACCAUGUAGAUUUUGGAACAUUAUUUGAUUAG
This is a messenger RNA of Prunus armeniaca (apricot), 549 nucleotides long. Lineage: Eukaryota; Viridiplantae; Streptophyta; Magnoliopsida; Rosales; Rosaceae. The record is from the annotation of a GenBank genome assembly.